AAAACGUGCCGCUCAAAGUAACCGGAAGUAGAUGGCGGGUCAAAGGUUGUGCACAUUGUUUCACCGCUUCACGAUGUUAUGAAUGAAUGAAUGAAGUUUUAACCAAACAAGGAAAAGGCGCAUAUUAUAACCACACGUAUUGCCACAUAGCCGAGUGCUGGAACAUCUUGCUUGUGUACAAUACGGGAUACCAGCUUCAAAUAACGAGGGAAACAAAUGGCUGGAAUUCUUUUUGAGGAUAUAUUUGACGUGAAAGACAUCGAUCCAGAUGGCAAGAAGUUUGACAGAGUGUCUCGUCUACACUGUGAAAGUGAAUCUUUUAAGAUGGACCUCAUUUUAGAUGUAAACAUUCAAAUCUACCCUGUGGAUCUUGGUGACAAGUUCAGGUUGGUCAUUGCCAGCACGUUAUACGAAGACGGAACACCGGAUGAUGGGGAGUACAAUCCUCAGGACGACAGACCGUCAAGGGCAGACCAAUUUGACUAUGUGAUGUACGGGAAGGUUUACAAGAUUGAGGGCGAUGAGACGUCAACAGAAGCAGCAACGCGCCUCUCUGCCUACGUUUCUUACGGCGGCCUGCUCAUGAGGCUGCAAGGAGACGCCAACAACCUCCACGGCUUCGAGGUGGACUCCAGGGUGUACCUUCUCAUGAAGAAACUGGCCUUCUGAAGCCCAGUCCUGCCCCGCCACAGUCCACGUGAGAACCGUCAGACUCCUUCAUGGAGAUGCUAUCCGAGCUAUUCUGUUUUUAUUCGCCGCACUUCUCAUAAUGUGUAAAUAAAUAUACUGUAUACAGUCUUUCUUUUUUAGGCCUUAUUUGGAUACUUGACAUCUUCAUAGAGUUUGUAAGAGUACUUCAAAGUUUUUUUGGGAAAAAA
Doryrhamphus excisus (bluestripe pipefish) is the source of this 878-nucleotide messenger RNA. RefSeq names its product RNA polymerase II, I and III subunit H (gene polr2h). Gene Ontology annotation, biological process: DNA-templated transcription. Gene Ontology annotation, cellular component: RNA polymerase I complex; RNA polymerase II, core complex; RNA polymerase III complex. NCBI's taxonomy places the organism in Eukaryota, Metazoa, Chordata, Actinopteri, Syngnathiformes, Syngnathidae. The record is from RefSeq and is a predicted model, not a curated record.